AACUGAGCCCCAGCUGUGGGCAUGAACAAAUGUGCGGAUGGAGCCUGGUGACCUGGUCCUGGUGCAUGGCUUGACCUCCGAGGCGGGCCAAUCACUGAAUGGUCAGUUGGCCAAAGUGACUCAGCUUGCCAACGAAUCCGGACGCUUGGAGGUCUCCAUCGGAGGUUCGCGGUUGCUGCGAUUGAAGCCCGAGAAUUUGCAGCUUGCAGAGGAGGUGGAUGAUUCGCAGUGGGCACCUGGCGACCAGGCCAGAGUGGUGGGACUCCACGAUGGUUCCGGGGGCGAAGAGCUCCAAAAGCUCAACAGCUCCCUGGCUCUCCUCCAGGGGCGGAUUUUGAAGGGCAAAUGGUUGGUGAAGGUGCAGAAGAAGGUCUACACCGUGCGCUGCAGAAAUUUGAGAGUUUGCACCGAGUCGGAGAGCGCUCGCUGGGGCAUUCUGGGCCCUUGCCCAUGGCUCACUGGUGCUGCUGCGCUCGCAACGGCCUUGGUUCUGAUUGGAACCGAACUCUCUGUGCGCCGGGUGCGUCAGCUGCAUGGCGCGGAGAAAGCGCCGGGCCUGGCUGUGGCGGCGCUGCCCAUGCUGGCCGUCUUGGGUUCCUUCUCCUGGAUUGUGGGCACAGUGGCUGGGUGCUAUGUGAUGCACGAGUCGUUACAAGACCCAGAGGUGCGGUUUCCACAAAUCUCCGAAUUGGCCGUGGGGCCCGCGGCAGCGAAGAUGCUUUACAGGGUCGGCUUCGCCAGCGCGGCGAUGCUCCUGGCGGCGGUGGUGCAGAUGCAUUCGGAGCUGGCGCUGCCACAGCUACCGGGAGGGCAAAAUGGUGACGAUGGAGAAAGCUUCACUUUUUACGGCUUCAUCGCCGCCCUGGGUGUGGGCUUGCAGGGUGUGGCCCUGCUGGAACCAGACUUGUCCUUACAGACCUUGGCACACCUUGGAGGUGCCUUGGCCUUUUUCUAUGGUGCCUGUUGUCAUAUGGGCGCGGCACAGAAGCUCUACCUGCCUACGGUGCCCGCCGAGGACAGCCCAGGCUAUCAAGAGGCCCUAGAUGCCUUGGAAGCUGCAGAGGAGUCGAAGCUGCUGAACCUUCCUGUGGUUCACUUUCUUGUCUUGCUUCGGCACAAGGUGUUGAUGCGUGGCCCCAUCUUGAUCUUCCUUGCGCCCAUCAUUUCGCAGUUCAUGGAGCGCACCGAGAGUUCCAGCGGUGGCCAGUCGCCCAGGAUUCGCAGCUUGAUGGGCUUGGUUCAGUGGUUGGUGGUGCUGAACUUUGCUUUGAUCUUCGUUUCCUAUGGCCCGGAGUUGUCAGCUGCAGCUUUCCUGACCCUGCCAGAUGAUUGAUGGCUUCUUCAUGUUGUGACAGAAGAUAGCAGUAGAUGAUGCUUCGAAUAUUCUUAUUGGAGAAACACCAGAUUUACACUGUGACAUUGGCGAAGCGAGCCCAAAGUGGCUCCGAAACUGGCGCAGUCACAGCAUUGGUUUGCUGGUGGUGUGAGUCAGACAAAGCUUCCGACCACAAGCACACUGGCGACGAUCCCAAAGCACCUGAAAAAGGCUGAUAAGUUUUUUUGAUCCC
Molecule: messenger RNA, 1568 nt
Organism: Cladocopium goreaui
Lineage: Eukaryota; Dinophyceae; Suessiales; Symbiodiniaceae
Source: the annotation of a GenBank genome assembly